This is a messenger RNA of Closterium sp. Naga37s-1, 882 nucleotides long. The record is from the annotation of a GenBank genome assembly. Lineage: Eukaryota; Viridiplantae; Streptophyta; Zygnematophyceae; Desmidiales; Closteriaceae.
AUGUCAGAAGACCGAGGGCGCUUGACGAGUGUAUGCGCGCAGGUGGGAGGGAGGACGAGAAAGGCGAAGAAGAUUCAAGUGGGCGGGCCUUACAGGUUGUCGCCGUGGGGCCCGCUGACGAUUAAGUGGAAGUGCCCGCCGAUUGAAGUGGGCGACAAGCUGGUUUUUAAAUGGACACAGCGUUCUGAUAUCCAUCAGUUUAUCACUCAGUACACGGAUCCAGAUUCUUUCAGCCAACCCAAGUACUGGGCCCAGUGCAAGACCAGCAAGGCCGCUAAGACUCUCGCGAAAGCGUCGAAAUCGGGAAGCUACACCUACACUGUUUCAAAAGACGAUCAUUUCAAUCUCAUGUUCGCGAGCGGCGUGGGGAACAUGUGCAGGCGGGGGCAACGCUUUCAGUCGCCUGAGCCUCCCCGCGACUUGCUUGUUUCUUCUUUAUCGCUCGGGCCAUUUUGGGUUGGCUCACGCGCGGACUGCGGGGCGGUUGGCGCAGUGUGCGCGCAAGCAGCGGAAAACGGAGGUUUACCAGGCGCGGAUGCAGCGGAAACGGGCGCAAGUUGGUCGAAGGGACCCGCGGCAUUGGCCCAGGGGGAGCGGAGCCGGGCGGAAGCUUCGGGGCUGGAGGGGGAGGCGGACGAGGCGGAAGCUGGGGACGAUGAGCGGGAGGAGCCUGUUUCGAAGGAUGAGUCGCAGAGAGGGGAGGUGGUGGCGAUAGAGUUGGAGGACGAGAAGACGGACGGUACGAUAAACGACGACGAUGACGUGGAGCGAGUGCAGCCGUUGGAUGAGGGUUCGGUAGUCGCACGAGAAGGCAGCGACGGAUCUGCGAGCCAAUUGCAUUCGUCGGAUGCCGAAUUGAGAUCCCUCUGCGACAGCCGUUGA